AUGGGAUGCCCUGCUGUAGCCUUUACCCUCAAGCUGGACUCAAGGCCAGAGGCAGCUGGGAGCAUUCCCAAUGUCUUCAAGAAUUCUUCUUGGUCGUCAGCUCUGAACCCUUACCAUCACCCCAAGACCCUGUCACCACUGCAACUCAUAUUCCUCCCAACCCAUCAGGGCCUUCACGAACUCACCGGAGAGCGGGCAAGGCCUCUUACCUCUUUUGCCCAUAACUCCCUCUGCGUUCUGGAACUGGAGGAGCUCCUGAGGGCAGGGAAAGUUUCUUGCAGCCAUGUGGACGAAGUUUGGCCCAACCUUUACAUAGGAGAUGCGGCCACAGCAAAUAACCGCUUUGAGCUAUGGAAGCUGGGCAUCACCCACGUGCUGAACGCAGCCCACGGCGGACUCUAUUGUCAGGGCGGCCCUGACUUCUAUGGCAGCAGUGUGAGCUACCUGGGCGUGCCAGCCCACGACCUCCCUAAUUUUGACAUCAGUGCCUACUUCUCCUCAGCAGCUGACUUCAUCCACAGUGCCCUCAGCACACCCGGGGCCAAGGUCCUGGUGCACUGUGUGGUAGGGGUGAGCCGCUCCGCCACACUGGUGCUGGCCUACCUCAUGCUACGCCAGCAGCUGUCCUUGCGCCAGGCCGUGAUCACCGUGAGGCAACACCGAUGGGUCUUCCCCAACCGAGGCUUCCUCCACCAGCUCUGCCAGCUGGACCAGCAGCUGCGGGGUGCAGGCCGGAGCUGAGGGGCCAGGGCUGGUCGUUACUCCCUGCCGCACGGCUGUGCUACUUUGCUACCCUGACACUGGUCCUGUUGG
This is a messenger RNA of Suricata suricatta (meerkat), 813 nucleotides long. RefSeq names its product dual specificity protein phosphatase 13-like. NCBI's taxonomy places the organism in Eukaryota, Metazoa, Chordata, Mammalia, Carnivora, Herpestidae. Gene Ontology annotation, biological process: protein dephosphorylation; negative regulation of MAPK cascade. Gene Ontology annotation, cellular component: cytoplasm. The transcript has 6 exons. The record is from RefSeq and is a predicted model, not a curated record. Gene Ontology annotation, molecular function: MAP kinase phosphatase activity; protein tyrosine/serine/threonine phosphatase activity. Bases 1 to 741 code for a protein of 246 amino acids.